AUGGCUACCCCAAACAUUGGUUCUAAUGAUGCUGCUGGCUAUGUCGCCCAGUUCACCAUGAUGGAGAAGGUCAAGCAAUACCUCGAGGCUCUCAACAUUGCUGUAAGCGAGAAGCUCCAUAUCCAUGCAGCUACUGUCCACCACGAAGACCUGCCGCAUGAUAAUGUGGACAGCUCGAUUGCAUCAACGACCGAAACUGGCACGCUCACUCCAGCGUCUGUUCGGUCCGUAGUCCCUGAUCGCCUCCACAUGCGCAUCCCACCCUCGAACUACGGCGCUGUCAUCCCUGGAAGCAUCUAUCGCUGCAGCUAUCCUGAGCCGGCCAACUACGAAUUUAUCAAGGAUCUCAAAAUCCAGAGUAUCCUGACCCUGGUACCUGAGCCUAUUGCCCCCGAAUACCAAUCAUUCAUGGACAACUCUGGCAUCCAGCAUUUCCGGGUCCACAUCCGUGCGAACAAGGGCGAGGUGCGCGUUGACUCCUGCGAGAUGCAGCGUGCUCUACGUUUGAUUAUGGACCGUUCCAAUCACCCCAUCAUGAUUCAUUGCAACAAGGGCAAGCACCGCACCGGCUGCACCGUUGCAUGCUUCAGGCGUAUCUGUGGUCUUGACAUGGACACUAUUCGCGAGGAAUACCAUACGUAUGCUGGAAAGAAGGCGCGUUUCCUCGACGAAGUGUUCUUCGAGAACUUUGACCUCAAUCUCGUCAUGUGGAUGGCUCGGCAAGAAAAGUGGGCUGGCACGAAGAUUGAGUGCGGAUCGGGGCUGGAGUGCAAGCACGAGCAUGAAGAGGUCACCAAGGCCGUCGAGAACGCACCCCUCUCGCCUCCAACUACACCAGUCAUGUGUCUGGCGGUGCCGGAACCUCUACCCUAG
Molecule: messenger RNA, 873 nt
Organism: Ascochyta rabiei
Lineage: Eukaryota; Fungi; Ascomycota; Dothideomycetes; Pleosporales; Didymellaceae
Product: Protein-tyrosine-phosphatase
Exons: 1
Coding region: 1-873 (290 amino acids)
Biological process (GO): dephosphorylation
Cellular component (GO): cytoplasm
Molecular function (GO): inositol diphosphate tetrakisphosphate diphosphatase activity; phosphatase activity
Source: RefSeq, a predicted model, not a curated record